Messenger RNA from Coregonus sp. 'balchen', 6725 nucleotides. The record is from the annotation of a GenBank genome assembly. NCBI's taxonomy places the organism in Eukaryota, Metazoa, Chordata, Actinopteri, Salmoniformes, Salmonidae.
AAGUGUCGAAUUCUCUCGAGCUCUCCCGAAGAUAGGCAAUCGGCUCCUUUUUGACACUCGGGGAAACAAGGAUGGAGGAACUGGCUACCAACCUACUCGCAGAAGGCAUUCAGAAGAAAGUGGUCAGUCCUGGCAAAGGAGACCUGUCAACGUUUCCUGAUGGAACCAAGGUGAGUUAUAAAAUACUGAAUUUAAUCCACGGUCAAAGAGUAGUUUUGUAUGCAUAUUUCUGGCUAAAGUGGUUAGCAUUAUUAGCUAACGUUAGCAUGGAGCGUAAUUAUCGAGGUUUGACAUGUUCAAAGGUGACGCAUACAUUACCUUAUUUUAGUUAAACUAUAACUCUGUCUACCAGAAUUGUUAUUGACAGAAAUUAUCAGCCAUCAAGUAAUUGUUGAAGCAAAAACGAUAAUUUUCUUGGUGAGACUGUAAGAGGGCGGGGCUUUUACCGGAUAGACAUGUUUUCAUUGAUUUUCGUCUCUUAUUGGCCGGUGCGGAUGUCCGUCAGCUUGUAAACAUUAGUACUAGGUUUUAAUUGGAUAGUCGGCAUGACUAACUGUAUUGUUGGAUAAUCAGUGUGAAUUUGUACCUCUUUUCCUGUUGAUAAAAAUCUCGAAUUUCGUUUCUGUGAAAGACAUGCAUAAUAAACCUUUUACCAGCUCACGCUAUCAGCAUUUAUUGUCCAACUUUUGUAUAUAAUAAUGUUCAGCCUGCUGAGAAGUGAUAAUGUAGACACUACACCGUUUACUUAAGGUGAACGCACCAAUUUGUAAGUCGCUCUGGAUAAGAGCGUCUGCUAAAUGACGUAAAUGUAAUGUACUGUUACAAAACAGAUAAAACACAGUUUCAUUAAUACAAUGCAUUUCACUGAACACAAAUAUAAACACAACAUUCAACAAUUUAAAAAGAUUUUACUGAGUUACAGUUCAUAUAAGGAAAUCCAGUCAAUUGAAAUUUAUUAAUUUGGCCCUAAUCUAUGGAUUUCACGACUGGGAAUACAGAAAUGCAUAUGUUGGUCACAGAUAUCUUUUAAAAAAUUAGGUAGGGUGGUGGAUCAGAAAACCAUUCAAUAUCUGGUGUAACCACCAUUUGCCUCAUGCAGCGCGACACAUCUCCUUUGCAAAUAGUUGAUCUGGCUGUUGAUUGUGGCCUGUGGAAUGUUGCCCCACUCCUCUUCAAUGGCUGUGUGAAGUUGCUGGAUAUUGGCGGAAACUGGAACCCGCUGUCAUACACGUCGAUCCAGAGCAUCCCAAACUUGCUCAACGAGUGACAUGUCUGAUGAGUAUGCAGGUCAUGGAAGAACUGGGACAUUUUCAGCUUCCAGGAAUUUUGUACAGAUCCUUGCUACAUGGGGCUGUGCAUUAUCAUGCUGAAACAUGAAGUGAUGGCGGUGGAUGAAUGGCACGACAAUGGGCCUCAGGAUCUCGUCACGGUAUCUCUGUGUAUUCAAAUUGCCAUCGAUAAAAUGCAAUUGUGUUCGAUGUCCGUAGCUUAUGCCUGCCCCAUACCAUAACCCCACCGCCAUCAUGGGCCACUCUGUUCAUAACGUUGACAUCAGCAAACCGCCCACACGACGGCAUACACGCUGUCUACCAUCUGCCCAGUACAGUUGAAACUGGUAUUCAUCCGUGAAGAGCACACUUCUCCAGCGUGCCAGUGGGCAUCGAAGUUGAGCAUUUGCCCACUAAAGUCGGUUACGAAGCCGAACUGCAGUCCGGUCAAGACCUUGGUGAGGACUACGAGCACACAGAUCAGCUUCCCUGAGACAGUUUCUGACAUUUGUGCAGAAAUUAUUUGGUUGUGCAAACCCACAGUUUCAUCAGCUGUCCGGGUGGCUGGUCUCAGACGAUCCCGCAGGUGAAGAACCCAGAUGUGGAGGUCCAUGGCUGGCGUGGUUACACGUGGUCUGCGGUUGAGGUCGGUUGGCCGUACUGCCAAAUUCUCUAAAACGACGUUGGAGGCGGCUUAUGGUAGAGAAAUUAACAUUAAAUUCUCUGGCAACAGCUCCGGUGGACAUUCCUGCAGUCAGCAUGCCAAUUUCAUGCUCACUCAAAACUGGAAACAUCUGUACCAUUGAACCCAGCACAAGGUGCACCUGUGUAAUGAUCAUGCUGUUUAAUCAACGUAUUGUUAUGCCACACCUGUCAACUGGAUGGAUUAUCUUGGCAAAGGAGAAAUGCUCACUAACAGGGAUGUAAACAAAUUUGUGAUAAACAUUUUAGAGAAAUACGUUUUUUGUGCGUAUGGACAAUUUCUGGGAUCUUUUAUAUCAGCUCAUGAAACAUGGGACCAACACUUUACAUGUUGCGUUUUAUAUUUUUGUUCACUGUAUUACAUGAUUUAUCCACUUGUGUAAUACCAGUUCUCCAUUCUAUCCCCCCAAUUUUCCAACAGGUAAUAUUCCACUACCGCUCCAGCCUGUGUGAUGGCACAGUGCUGGAUGACUCCAGGACCAUGGGGGGCCGGAGCAAGCCCAUGGAACUCAUCCUGGGGAAGAAGUUCAAGCUGGCCGUGUGGGAGCGAGUCAUCACCACCAUGAGGGAGGGAGAGGUGGCAGAUUUCACAUGUGACGUCAAGGUGGGUCGCCCAACUUAACAAGGUUGACUUGGAUGGAUUAGAGACCGUUACAUCUGUACACACACACGCGUACAAUUGGUGGCAAAAACAUUGAUCGUUAUGGAAUUUGACAGGGUUUGUCAAUGCGUUUUGUUAAUUGUUUCCCUUCAGAGAACUGCCUUAAUUAUACUUUCAAACCCACCAGUCCCUCAAUUUGUCCCAGUGAAUGUAAUGUAACCAUCCUCUUUCCUUCUCCCUCUCUCCCCACAGCACACAGCCCUGUACCCGCUGGUGUCCCAGUCCCUGAGGAACAUCAGUGCAGGGAAGGACCCCCUGGAGGGCCAGAGACACUGCUGUGGCAUCGCUCAGAUCCACUCACACCACUCCCUGGGCCACUGUGACUUGGACCAGCUCCAGGCCAACCCUCAGCCCCUAGUCUUCACCCUGGAGCUCAUGGCGGUGAGGGGGGGCUUAUCUCUUCUCCAUUAGGGGUCCAAGCACCCUGUGCUGAGUCUGGCUCCUCUCAAGGUUUCUUCCAUCCAGGGAAUUUUCCUUGCCACUGUGCUACUGCUUAUUUCUUAGCGUCCCAUGCACUGAAGGUGCUUUGCUCUAAGUAAAUGGACAUCUGUCUCGCCUAGAUGGUUAUAUGAACUCUGAAGUUCUACCAGGACAUCAAGAGGAGGAUGGCACCCUUCCUUUCAAAGUUUAUGUCCUCAACAUAGUUUUUCCUUUGCCACUGUGCUCCUGUUUGCUAUUUGGGGCUUUAGGCCUGGUUACUGUAAAACUGUGUUUGUUAAAAGCACUACAUCAAAAUGUUUUCUAACCAUUUUAUCACCAAAGCAGCACUCAUGCCUCUGUCAUUUCACUGCAUAAAUACAUUUUGAUUGAAUAAUAUGAUUGACGCCUCUCUCCCAGGUUUUGACGCCCGGCUCGUUCAGACUGGACAUCUGGGCGAUGACGGACGAGGAGAAGCUGGAGGCGGUGCCUCAGAUCCACGUGGAGGGUAACGCCCUGUACAAGAGGGGCGACGUGAAGGAGGCUGCCGAGAAGUACUACAAUGCCAUCGCCUGUCUAAAGAACCUGCAGAUGAAGGUAAACAUUUAUGACUUCAAACCUGGGGACUUGCUUUUUUUGGCAUUUUUAUUUAAUAGGGUAACAUUUAGAGCACUGCAGACAUGUGCUUUUCAUUUAGUUGAGAUAACUAGCCAUUCUGCAUGUCAUGUCAAAUGAGAUCUAUGCAUUCCCUGUCUAUAGAACGUCUUGACCCCACUAAAUAAGUGGCUAGUCUUCUAACUCCUCCCCAUCCUUGGCCCCUCCUCCAAUCAGGAGCGUCCGGGCGACGAGGGCUGGAUCAAGCUGGACCUCAUGAUCUCACCCCUGAUGCUGAACUACUGCCAGUGUCAGCUGAUCCAGGGUCAGUACUACGAGGUGCUGGACCACUGCUCCUCCAUCAUCUCCAAAUAUGAGGGUGAGUCACAAACUUCUGAAUACAUUCAGGUGUAGCCCUGCCCUAGGAUCAAGUGAAUAUGCUGAAUUCACAUAACAAUAGGCUAUGCUCUGAAAGCGAAUGUGUAAUUUGUUGCCGCACCAUCAUUACUUAAGACAAUCCCUUUAAAAAUAAACAUUUGUUACUUUUGCUGUUCUGUUUUGUCUGUCUACAGCAGGCCUGUUGCUAGCGAAUGACAGGUUAUCUUGAGCUUUUAUUGCUUACUACCAGCUGCUCAACUUAAAUGUGUGUAAACUUAACACCAUUUGAACACACCGGCCUCUUUCCCAUUGACACACUCUUACCUCCCACCCCCACAGACAACGUGAAGGCCUACUUCAAGCGGGCCAAGGCCCACGCGGCGGUGUGGAACGAGGCGGAGGCGCGGGCCGACUUUGCCAAGGUUGUGGAGCUGGACCCGUCGCUGGGGCCCUCGGUGGCCAAGGAGCUGAGGGCCAUGGAGGAGAGGAUCCGCUCCAAGGAGAAGGAGGAGAAGGGCCGCUAUAAGAGCCUGUUCAGCUACGACAGCAACGCCCCGGCCACCGCUUCCACGGUGAGUAGCCGAGUACCUCUAGAAGUAGAUGUUAGGAUCUGGGCCCAUAUUAAAACAGAAUCUCAGAGUAGGAGUGCUUAUCUAGGAUCAGGUCCCCCCCCCCCCCCCUUCCCUAUAAUCUAAUUCAUUAUAAUCUAGGCCAAACUAAUCUAUACCAGCACUCAUACUCUAAUGCUAUUUGAGUGCUUUUCCCAGAUCUAGGAUCAUAUUACCCGGUGUGAAGAAAAUGUCUACCCUUUUUUUUUUUUUAUACUAGUGAAAUUAAUGAUCCAUCUGUCUUUACACUAAUUUAUGUAUUUUUUAAUUGGCACUAUUUCAUCCCUUAUUAGUGUUUAAUUACUAAUUAGGUAAUGUUGUUGUACUUUGAAUGUCUAAAACUGUGUUAUGCACUCUUUUAGGGUUGAAUUAAGAAGAGGUUUAUUUUUGUUAAAAAGAAGAGAGGAGGAGCAGUUGUGGACACAUUGCUGACACGUUUAGUUUUAUCCACACACCAAAGCCAUAUUCAGUGUCCCCAUGAAACAUCACUUUCGCAGUGCACACACUUUUCCCUCACAAAACCCACACGCCACUUGCAUGACACACAUUCUCUUUCUAGAUUCACCUUGAUCUUUUAUAGAAACGACAUUACACACCCACACAAAUGUACCCUCAACACCAACAGACUUUCAAAGUUCAGCUUUCCCCUACCGCAAACAGCCAGUUACAUCACACACACGCUGCAAAAGCACAGGAAUACGCAGGAGAUCCUCCACUUCUGGCAGUAUGACUGGGACAUCAACUCGGAGACAAUCAUAAGAUGGAUGAUGAUAUGUAUGGGACACUAGAGCAGUCCCCACCAUUUCCCUCUUGUUCACCCCUUUCUUAUUUACCCCUAUUAAUGUUCUACAUAUGACUCUAUCCAAGUUAUUUACUCUCAUCUUCACUUGUAUCUAUUAUUGCUAUGUUAUUAUUACUAUAUUACAUUUCAUUUGCUAAUCUGUGUCUUUGUAAUCCUGUAUAUUUUUAGCUAGGACAUUUUGUAAUGGACUGUUUUGCCCUCAACUCAACCACCAUCCCAACCCCACUUGCCUUUUGGUCAGUCGAACCGAGCUAAUGAUUUGCCAAGUCAUUGGCAUCAGUGAGUGUAGUUGGGAUAGUGGCCAUCAUUUUGGCCCCUAGCUCCUUCCCGGUCUGUGUUCAAUGAACUGAAAGGACUGGAUAGGGGAAGGCAAUAUGGCGGAGGCUCCACUUAUUCUAUUGGAGGCCUAGUCACCGAAGGGCUAGAGAUGGUAAUGGAACCGGGGCGUUGACUGACUGGCAAGCAUCAAGUAAAAAGGUCAAGAGAGCCUCUUCUGUAGGGCCCAUUUUCAUAGAUUUGCACAUCAAACGGCUGACACAGCUCGUCAUACCAGCAUUUAACUAAUUUGUCCCUGAAAAUUGUAUCUAAGGGUCACCAUGACUUGACUCGUGUGUCAGUUGAAUGAAAUGGGUGUUCUUAUCUAGCCUGGUUAAAGCAGAGUAAACGCUACACUCAACAUUGUUUCCUUGGUGAGCAGUGUUCAACCAGGCUACUUAUCAUGCUUUCUAUAAAAUGUCUACGGCGGGACAGCGAGGAACGCUUUUUGCAGCCAUCUUUUGCUGUUAUGUUGUGACUGAGAAGCCAAAUAAAGAGGUGCAGCUCUUACUCGUGUGUUCGUAGUGGUACUCACCCACACUUACUUAGGCCUCAUUGUGCAAAGUGGUGUGUAAGGCCUUCACCAAGAUCUCCACACACUCACAUAGUGCCUAUAGAAGGUCUAUACCACCUUCACCUUUUGCUGCCUUAUAGCCUGGAAUUAAAAUGCAUUAAAAAAAAUCCAUUGAUCUUUGCAUCCUACCCCACAAUUUACAUGUGAAAAUAAAUAAAUUGUGAACUAAAAUAGCUUGAUUGGAUAAGUGUCCACCUCACUUGUAAUAGCAAUCCUAAAUUACCUCCGGUGUAACCAAUCACCUUCAAAAUCAUACACCAAGUUAAUUGGCCUCGACCUGUGUUAAAUUCUAGUGAUUCACAUGAUUUCAGGAUACAUUUAGCAGUUCCUGUAGGCUCCCUCUGGUGGGUAGUGAAUUGCAAAGCAAACACUCAACCAUGAGCUUUCAAAAGAACUCUGGGACAGA